GCUAGGUAGGUGGUGUGCUGUGUCGCGGCUUAGUGGAGGUGGUGGUGGUGUGUCGCGAAGUGUGUUAGAAAGGAAGGGAGGAUGAGCGCCGCGCAGGAAGAAGACGAGGUAAUAAGAGAAACGUGGGACCUGAGAAACGAGGAAAAUAUCAAGCAAUGUCAUAGCCCUCUAUUCAAAUCAUGGCGAUUCUGGACCACUAUCAUCGCAAUGUUCGCCACGGUGCAGCUCAUGAUGGCCCGCAUGAGCCUGUCCAUGGCCCUUGUGUGCAUGGUGGAGCCCCCGCCCUUGCCGUCGAGCCAGAUUUCUCACGGGGCAAACUCCACGGUGAGGCUACGAGAGUGUGGAUCGCUGCACGCCACGGCUGAACACCUCUUCGUCGACGGGGAGGAAGUGACGCCGCUGAAACAGCCCACCACGCGUGACUUCCACUGGAGCAAGACUUUGCAGGGGCACCUCUUGUCGAGUUACUUCUACGGGUACAUCAUUGGCAUCCUCCCCGGGGGUCUGGCCGUGGACCGGUGGGGCGGGCGGCUCUUCAUGUUGAUCAGCGUCAGUGCCAUCACAGCCACUAACUUCAUCCUGCCCGCAGCCGCCUACACGCACUAUGCCGCCCUCUACGCCAUCAGGGUGGUGCAGGGACUAGCUGAGGCACUGGGACUCAACGCUCACCAGUUCCUCCUGGCACGCUGGGGGUCACACCGGGACCUCAGUCUCCUCACCAGCAUCAGCUACGUCGGCUUCCCCCUGGGCGUCAUGCUGUCCCACCCGCUCGUCUCCACCUUGUGCCUCCAUGGGCCCUGGGGUGGCUGGCCCUCUGUAUUCUACCUCAUGGGGGCUGUCGGGGGCCUCUGGUGCGUCGCCGCGGCCUUCCUGCUCUACAACAACCCCGCUGCGCAUCCGCUAGUGUCCAAAGAGGAGAUUAGGUAUUUCCUCCGGUACGGCCCCAAUAUCGACCUGAGUGGGGAGUCGAGCGGGGCGGCGGCGUGGCGGCGGCUGGCGAGGAGCGGCCCCGUGUGGGCACUCGUAGGCACCGGCGUGUUUGGCAGCUUCGGUUACUUUGUCUUCACGCUGCACCAGCCGCUCUUCUUCAGGGACGUGUUCAACGUUUCUAUUGAGGAGAACGGUUUCAUGUCCUCGCUGCCGUGGAGUCUGGAGGUGCCCGUGUCCGUGGCGGUGGGCAUGGCGGUGGACCUGCUGCGGCGGCGGGUUGUCUCACUCACCACCACCAAAAAGUUCUUCAAUACCGUCGGCUUCCUGAUGGCCGGCCUGACGCCCCUACUGGUGGUGGAGAUCGGGUGUGCGUGGCGCUGGGUGGGCGCCGCCCUCCUGUUGCUGGUGGUGGCGGGGAACUGCACGGCCUUCGUCGGGGGCUACUACUAUACCCCCGUGGACCUGGCCGCGCCCUGGGCAGCCACCCUCUCUGGCCUGACGAGUACCUUCAUAGGGCUGAACGGCCUGGUGGCUCCCCUGGUUGUGGCUCACCUUACCCCCACGGGCAGCCGGGAUGAGUGGCGGCAGGUGUUCCGGCUGAGUGGGGGACUGUACCUCGCCGGGGCUCUUGUCUUCCUCGUCUGGGGGAGCGCUGAGCCCCUCCCAUGGAUUGCCAACUCCUCUUCUGCCUCAGCGCACCCUCCUGCUACUGCUGGUACCCGCCUCCAGCAGGUAGACAGAAAAAUUUCAACACAACGUCAGAGGAUGGAAAGUUCGACACAGACCCCAGUGAACAAGAGGGACACAGCCACAGCCACAGAAGAGGUUUAUUUGUGAAUUUAUGGUCUUCCAUCCUACGUGCAUAAAAAAGUAUACCCCAUAAUACCUUUGCUUCAAUAAUCUCAUUAUCAAAAUCUAAACACAGGUGAAAAUGUACAUAAUUACAUGGGAGACAAAUUCCAUUACCUUUCAUCUCAAUAUCAGAGGCUGAAGAAAAGGGACCCAGAAACACCUGCAGCCACUGAGGAGAUGUGUGUGUUGUGAACACUCCUCAUGUAGAUCUUUAUAACUAAUUACUUAAUUUUCUCGUAAUACUCAUCAGAAUGGUCAAACGGCCUGAAUGGCUCCCUUCUCUACCUUUAUGGGAGAGAAAAUUUGCAUAACGCAUUCUCCCUCACACUCCCUUAAAACAGUCAUAAAAUGUUCUGCCAUCUCCUCUCCCUUUCCCCUAUGUUUCUUAAGUGCCCAAGAGUGCCUUGCUUUACCCAAUCAAUCACUUCUGUUAUUGCAGUGUUCCACUCCCUCAGGAAUACUGCAAUGAUUUUUCAUGCAUGUCAUGCACAGCAAUUUAAUUUGAGUUUGUGCAAUCUUGUACUACCAUAUGCACUCAAGGGAUACCCCAUCUCAACUGCCUAGAUCCUCUUUCACUUUGUUAUAUGUAGGAAAUAAUGUUAUAAUGAUGACGAUGAUGGGCAGAGAUGGUAAUACAGCAAGUGUGGGAGGAGGAGGUGGGGAAGCCUUGUCUGGUACAGGGUUGAAUCUUUAUAAAAUACAAAGAAUACAUC
Messenger RNA from Eriocheir sinensis (Chinese mitten crab), 2495 nucleotides. RefSeq lists its product as uncharacterized. Gene Ontology annotation, biological process: transmembrane transport; monoatomic anion transport. The coding region runs from base 82 to 1767 and encodes 561 amino acids. The record is from RefSeq and is a predicted model, not a curated record. NCBI's taxonomy places the organism in Eukaryota, Metazoa, Arthropoda, Malacostraca, Decapoda, Varunidae. Gene Ontology annotation, molecular function: transmembrane transporter activity. Gene Ontology annotation, cellular component: plasma membrane. The transcript has 9 exons.